CGCAUCUGGUCGUCAUCAGCAGCAGCAGCUCCUCCUGCUCAGAUGUGACUCAGCCAGAGUGGGAAGACAGCUUCUUCUUCUUCUUCUGCUCAGAGGACUUCUGUGAAAAACUUCUUCAAAACUUGUCUCUCUCCGGCAGCAGCAGCAGGACGCGCUGAUUUUUUUCUCUUGUUUUGGCGUUGACGCGCGCCGCCGGAUGGAUUGUGUUUAGGGGUUUGUUGGGGAAAAAAGCAGCCGCAGGCGAGGAGAAAACUUUGCUGAAGUUUGUUUAAGCCCUGCGCGGCUAAUCUGGAUGUGAACAGACCCGAGUUCUGCUCGGAAGAACCGGAGUCUCUCUCUCUCUCUCUCUCUCUCUCUCUCUCUCUCUCUCUCUCUCUCUCUCUCUGUGGCCGGUUUGUGGAGGCGCGGAUCUUGUUGGCUCGCUUGUGAUUCUUCCCUUUCUUCUUCUUAUUACCGCACCGUUUCUUUCCGCUGUUCCCCCACUUUGCGUCAUGACUUCUAGCUAUGCACAUGUAAUGGACAGGCAAGCAUCGCUAUCAAACCGCCUGGAGAGCCCGAUCACGUCUAACCUGGACAACCUACAAGCCAAAAAGAACUUCUCGGUCAGCCACCUGUUGGAUCUGGAAGAGGCCGGGGAAAUGGUCGGCACCCAGGCGGACGAGAGCAUCGGGGAGGCGGGGAGGAGUAUGCUGGAGUCCCCGGGGCUCACCAGCGGGAGCGACACGACCCAGCAGGAGAAUGAACAGAUGAACACGGAGGAGAAAAAGAAGAGGAAGCAGCGCAGGAACAGGACCACCUUCAACAGCAGCCAGCUUCAGGCUCUGGAGCGAGUGUUCGAGAGGACACACUACCCCGACGCCUUCGUCAGAGAGGACCUGGCCCGCCGCGUCAACCUCACCGAGGCCAGAGUCCAGGUUUGGUUCCAGAACCGGAGAGCUAAGUUUCGCAGGAACGAGCGCGCCAUGCUGGCCAGCAAAAACGCCUCGCUCCUUAAAUCUUACUCCGGAGACGUGACGGCGGUGGAGCAGCCAAUCGUACCGCGCCCUGCACCGCGCCCAAACGACUACCUGUCCUGGGGCAGCGCCGCCCCCUACAGUCCCGUCGCUCCCCUCUGUCAGCAUGAGCAGGGCAGGCCCAGAUCCUGUGACCCUCCUGACGAGCGCCAUGGCAACCUACCCGCCCACCUGCUCCAACACCAACACGUCCCAGGGCAUGAACAUGGCCAACAGCAUCGCCAACCUGCGGCUCAAAGCCAAGGAGUACAGCUUGAACCAGGUGCCCACGGUCAACUGAGAGGAGGAGAAGCCGGGGGAGCGCUCCGGCCCUGGACCCCCGCCGACGGACCCCGUCUCUGGGUCCAGCAUCAUCUCACACACCCCGGAUCCUAAAGCCUGCUCUUCUUUUUUUUUUAACAGAGCAGCCCCCACUGUGGCGAUACUACACCUAUAUGCAAAAAUUGUUUGGACACCGAGCGCUGGCAGGAUGGUUUUUCCCCAAAAGCCGCCUUUUUAUUUUGAUUUUAUUUUGAUUUUUUUUUUAUUCUCCUGAGCAUCACUGAACUCUACUUUUGUACAAAAAAAUAAUAAGAGACACCUAGACUGGAUGCUGUAGCCGACAAAUAUCUGCGUAGUUUUACAAUUUUGUGAUUGUGACUGAAAUGGAAAGAUGGUUUUUAUUAUUAUUAUUUUUUUUAAUCAGAGAACUUGUUCUCGACGGAGACUCG
Molecule: messenger RNA, 1723 nt
Organism: Perca flavescens (yellow perch)
Lineage: Eukaryota; Metazoa; Chordata; Actinopteri; Perciformes; Percidae
Gene: prrx1b
Product: paired related homeobox 1b
Exons: 5
Coding region: 492-1388 (298 amino acids)
Biological process (GO): regulation of transcription by RNA polymerase II
Cellular component (GO): nucleus
Molecular function (GO): DNA-binding transcription factor activity, RNA polymerase II-specific; RNA polymerase II cis-regulatory region sequence-specific DNA binding
Source: RefSeq, a predicted model, not a curated record